Enhydra lutris kenyoni (northern sea otter) is the source of this 3891-nucleotide messenger RNA. RefSeq names its product epidermal growth factor receptor. The coding region runs from base 125 to 3589 and encodes 1154 amino acids. Gene Ontology annotation, biological process: multicellular organism development; cell surface receptor protein tyrosine kinase signaling pathway; positive regulation of epithelial cell proliferation. The transcript is spliced from 28 exons. NCBI's taxonomy places the organism in Eukaryota, Metazoa, Chordata, Mammalia, Carnivora, Mustelidae. Gene Ontology annotation, cellular component: signaling receptor complex; basal plasma membrane. The record is from RefSeq and is a predicted model, not a curated record. Gene Ontology annotation, molecular function: ATP binding; epidermal growth factor receptor activity; epidermal growth factor binding.
GGUCCUGCUGGCCGCGCACUUCCCGGCGAGUCCGGCGCUGGAGGAGAAGAAAGUUUGCCAAGGCACCAGUAACCGGCUCACCCAGCUGGGCACUUUUGAAGACCACUUUCUGAGCCUUCAGAGGAUGUUCAAUAACUGUGAGGUGGUCCUUGGGAAUCUGGAAAUUACCUACAUGCAAAAGAAUUAUGACCUUUCCUUCUUAAAGACCAUCCAGGAGGUUGCCGGCUAUGUCCUCAUUGCCCUGAACACCGUGGAGAAGAUUCCCUUGGAAAACCUGCAGAUCAUCCGAGGAAACGUGCUCUAUGAAAACACUCAUGCCUUGUCCGUCUUAUCCAACUACGGCACGAACAAAACCGGGCUGCAGGAGCUUCCCCUGAGAAACUUACACGAAAUCCUCCAAGGCGCUGUGCGCUUCAGCAACAACCCUGUCCUCUGCAACGUGGACAGCAUCAAGUGGCAGGACAUCGUGGACGACAGUUUUGUAAGCAACAUGUCGAUGGACUUCCAGAACCAUGCGGGCAAUUGCCAAAAGUGUGAUCCGAGCUGUCCCAAUGGAAGUUGUUGGGGUCCAGGAAAAGAGAAUUGCCAGAAAUUGACCAAAAUCAUCUGUGCCCAGCAGUGUUCGGGGCGCUGCCGCGGCAGGUCCCCCAGCGACUGCUGUCACAACCAGUGUGCCGCCGGCUGCACGGGGCCCCGCGAGAGUGACUGUCUGGUGUGCCGCAAGUUCCGCGACGAAACCACGUGCAAGGACACCUGCCCGCCGCUCAUGCUCUACAACCCGACCACCUACCAGAUGGACGUCAACCCAGAGGGAAAAUACAGCUUUGGCGCCACCUGCGUGAAGAAGUGCCCCCGUAACUACGUGGUGACCGACCACGGCUCGUGUGUCCGUGCCUGCAGCUCCGACAGCUACGAGGUAGAGGAAGAUGGAGUCCGCAAGUGUAAGAAGUGUGAGGGGCCUUGCCGCAAAGUGUGUAAUGGAAUAGGCAUUGGCGAAUUUAAAGACACACUUUCCAUAAAUGCUACAAAUAUUAAACACUUCAAAAAUUGCACGUCAAUCAGCGGAGAUCUUCAUAUCCUGCCUGUAGCGUUUAGAGGUGACUCCUUCACGCGUACUCUGCCUCUCGAUCCAAAGGAACUGGACAUUCUAAAAACUGUAAAGGAAAUAACAGGGUUUCUGCUGAUUCAGGCCUGGCCCGAAAACAGGACUGACCUCCAUGCUUUCGAGAACCUAGAAAUCAUACGUGGAAGAACAAAGCAACAUGGUCAGUUUUCUCUUGCGGUCGUCGGCCUGGACAUAACGUCCUUGGGCUUACGCUCCCUCAAGGAGAUAAGUGAUGGGGAUGUGAUCAUCUCGGGAAACAAAAAAUUGUGCUAUGCAAAUACAAUAAACUGGAAAAAGCUAUUUGGGACUUCAAGUCAGAAAACCAAAAUUAUAAACAACAAAGAUGAAAAAGGCUGCAAGGCCAUGGGCCACGUCUGCCAUCCUUUGUGCUCCUCAGAGGGCUGCUGGGGCCCAGAGCCGGAAGACUGUGUGUCCUGCCGAAACGUCAGCCGGGGCAAGGAAUGUGUGGAGAAGUGCAAUGUUCUGGAGGGGGAGCCAAGGGAGUUUGUGGAGAACUCCGAGUGCAUACAGUGCCACCCGGAAUGCCUGCCCCAGCCCAUGAAUGUAACCUGCACGGGACGGGGACCGGACAGCUGCGUCAAGUGUGCGCACUACAUCGACGGCCCGCACUGCGUCAAGACCUGUCCGGCUGGCAUCAUGGGAGAGAACAACACCCUGGUCUGGAAGUUUGCAGAUGCCAAUCGCGUGUGCCACCUGUGUCAUUCCAACUGUACCUACGGCUGUGACGGGCCAGGUCUUGAAGGCUGCACGAUAGAAGGGCACAAGAUCCCAUCCAUUGCCAUUGGGAUUGUGGGCGGCCUCUUCUUGGUGGUGAUGGUGGCCCUCGGGGUGGGCCUCUUUUUGCGCCGGCGCCAUAUUGUCCGGAAGCGUACCCUUCGUAGACUCCUGCAAGAAAGAGAGCUUGUUGAGCCUCUUACGCCCAGCGGAGAAGCUCCCAACCAAGCUCUCUUGAGGAUCUUAAAGGAAACAGAAUUCAAAAAGAUCAAGGUGCUGGGCUCUGGAGCAUUUGGCACGGUGUACAAGGGACUCUGGAUCCCAGAAGGUGAGAAAGUUAAAAUUCCUGUGGCCAUCAAGGAAUUAAGAGAAGCCACAUCUCCGAAAGCCAACAAGGAAAUUCUUGAUGAAGCCUAUGUGAUGGCCAGUGUGGACAAUCCUCAUGUCUGCCGCCUCCUGGGCAUCUGCCUCACCUCCACGGUCCAGCUGAUCACACAGCUCAUGCCCUUUGGCUGCCUCCUGGACUACGUCCGCGAGCACAAGGACAACAUCGGCUCCCAGUACCUGCUCAACUGGUGUGUGCAGAUUGCAAAGGGCAUGAACUACCUAGAGGACCGGCGCUUGGUGCACCGCGACCUGGCAGCCAGAAAUGUCCUGGUGAAGACACCACAGCACGUCAAGAUCACAGAUUUUGGGCUGGCCAAGCUGCUUGGUGCCGAGGAGAAAGAAUACCAUGCAGAAGGAGGCAAGGUGCCUAUCAAGUGGAUGGCUUUGGAAUCAAUUUUACACCGAAUUUAUACCCACCAAAGUGAUGUGUGGAGCUACGGCGUCACCGUUUGGGAGUUGAUGACCUUCGGGUCCAAGCCUUAUGACGGAAUCCCCGCCAGCGAGAUCUCCACCAUCCUGGAAAAAGGAGAGCGCCUCCCGCAGCCACCCAUAUGCACCAUCGAUGUCUACAUGAUCAUGGUCAAGUGCUGGAUGAUAGAUGCUGACAGUCGUCCCAAAUUCCGUGAACUGAUUAUUGAAUUCUCCAAAAUGGCCCGAGACCCCCAGCGCUACCUUGUCAUCCAGGGAGAUGAGAGAAUGCACUUGCCGAGCCCUACAGACUCCAAUUUUUACCGCGCACUGAUGGACGAAGAGGACAUGGAGGACGUGGUGGACGCCGAUGAGUACCUCAUCCCCCAGCAGGGCUUCUUCCACAGCCCCUCCACGUCCCGGACCCCCCUCCUGAGCUCUCUGAGCGCCACCAGCAACAACUCCACCGUGGCUUGCAUUGACAGAAACGGGAGCUAUCCCCUCAAAGAAGACAGCUUCCUGCAGCGGUACAGCUCAGACCCCACGGGCACUUUGACUGAGGACAACAUAGAUGACACUUUUCUCCCAGCACCCGAAUACAUAAACCAGUCCAUCCCCAAGAGGCCGGCGGGUUCUGUGCAGAAUCCUGUCUAUCACAAUCAGCCUCUAAACCCCGCUCCUGGCAGAGACGCUCACUACCAAAACCCCCACAGCAACGCCGUGGACAACCCUGAGUAUCUCAACACCAUCCCUCCCUGCGUCACCAGCGCACUCGGCGGCCCCGGCCUCUGGGCCCAGAAAGGCAACCCCCAGGUCAGCCUGGACAACCCCGACUACCAGCAGCACUUCUUUCCCAAGGAAGCCAAGUCCAACGGCGUCUUCAAGGGCCCUGCGGCCGAAAACGCAGACUACCUGCGGGUAGCCCCGCCGAGCAGGGAGUUUAUUGGAGCAUGACCACGGACGAUAGCAUUGGCCAUAAGAGUCUCGGAUGUGUCACCCGCCCUGGGACCAAGCCACAGCAUCGACUCCAGUGCUGACAGUCCCGCCCUCGUUGACUCCUGGGCCCGUGGACCGGUUUGGCCAUAUUUGCUCCUACGGACCCAUCUUUCACCCAGGAAGUGCCCCCUCCUCGGAUGCACUUUGGGAAGUUGCUGGGAAGUUCCUUUGUCUUCAAACUGUGAGACCACCACAAAAAGGCAUCUGGCAAGAAUAUUCUCUUUGGGCAGAAGUUCGCCUUUCAGUGAGGUAUAUUUGAU